This is a messenger RNA of Coprinopsis cinerea okayama7#130, 534 nucleotides long. RefSeq lists its product as hypothetical. The transcript is spliced from 6 exons. Lineage: Eukaryota; Fungi; Basidiomycota; Agaricomycetes; Agaricales; Psathyrellaceae. Bases 1 to 534 code for a protein of 177 amino acids. The record is from RefSeq and is a predicted model, not a curated record.
AUGGUCAAUGAUUUGGAACGAAUCCCAACGAGCAUACUAGUAGAAGACGAGUCGCGCAAGUAUGCAAGCAAGCUUUAUAGCUACGCAAACGACUGUAAACUUACGAAUGGAAAGUCAAAGAGCGGUCAAGGGUGGUUAUGGAUGUCGCAGAGGCGCCUCCACGGGUCUUCAUGUCGCAAGUCGUCCAACGUCGUCCAACGUCCAAAAUCGAAGAUCGGCGUCCGGAGGAUUGGCAGUACCGACGAGAUGGGCGAGAGUAACUUCAGUAUUGAAGAUAGGAAAAGAGCGAUGUACCAUCAUACUCGUCCGGGGCAUCAUACGUAUCUAGAAGCGCGUCGGAAGAGAAUUAGUACCAAAGUGCGAACGAAUGGUGCCAAAACGUCCCAGAGACUCGAGGAAGGAGCGAUGAUAGGAGACUGGUUGACCCCUCCCGCGCCAUCAAUGAUCAGCCCAGUUACUAUAAGUUCCCUUCAAGUUCUCGAAGAGACCGUGCCAGUUCUGUGGAGUCGCUCUCAGGUGCGAUUUGAUUUCUAA